Messenger RNA from Loa loa (African eye worm), 318 nucleotides. Its product is annotated as synaptobrevin family protein. Lineage: Eukaryota; Metazoa; Nematoda; Chromadorea; Rhabditida; Onchocercidae. The transcript is spliced from 3 exons. The coding region runs from base 1 to 318 and encodes 105 amino acids. The record is from RefSeq and is a predicted model, not a curated record. Gene Ontology annotation, biological process: vesicle fusion; vesicle-mediated transport. Gene Ontology annotation, cellular component: SNARE complex; plasma membrane. Gene Ontology annotation, molecular function: syntaxin binding; SNAP receptor activity.
AUGGAUCAUUGGAAUGAAGAACUGGAAACAGACAGAUUUGCGGCGAUUAGACAACAAGUUGAAAGCAUAAGGGAGGUGAUGAGCAGUAAUAUGCAAAGGGUACUGGAAAGAGGUGAACAACUGGAGAAUAUUGAGGGUAGGACGGAAGCGCUCACCCAGUCGUCUCAAACCUUCCAAUGGACAGCACGACGCGUUCAGCGUCGAAUUUGUGUGAAGAAUGCAAAAUGGACUAUUAUCAUUGUUGUUUGUUUAAUGGUUGUUGCCGCUGCUACCAUACUUGUUAUACUGAGGAACUCUGGCGUUUUCGAUCAUUCUUGA